AUGGACAAGGAUAAGCUCACUCAGUUGCUGCAGGCCAGCCAAGUUCGUAAGAAAUCCUUUACUGACGUCUUGUCUCGCACAGCCAACACGGAACAGGUCAAGGCCGUCACAGCCGACCUCCAGAAGAACUACUACUCGAAGCCCGAGUCUCUUCUUCUGCUGAUCGAGAUCGCUCUUACACACGGAGACAAUGCUAUCCGACAGCUGGCUUCCGUCCAGGCUCUGCGCCUGGUCUCCAAGUUCUGGUCUUCCACCUCCCAGGACCAGAAGCCUCUUGUCCGCGCUCACCUUCUCGAGGGUACUCUGAAGGAGACGUCCGCUGCCAACCGCCACUCUCUGGCGCGCCUGGUUGCUGGCAUCGUCGGCGAGGAUAUGGAGGCUGGUGAUGGCGAGGACUUCCUGAAGCAGCUCCUGCCCCUCAACACCAGCGACAACGUCGUUCACCGUGAGGUCGGCUCUUUUGUCCUCUAUGCCAUGCUGGAGGAUGAGCCCACGCACUUUGGCGACCACACUGAUCAGCUGCUCCAGCUGUUCCAGUCUCGCAUCAACGACGACAGCAAGGAGGUCCGCAUGAACAUUGUUCGUGCCAUUGGCGCCAUCCUCAUGCUCAUCGACCCCGAGGAGGACCCCAAUGCCCUCAAGGUCAUGCAGGGCUUCGUCCCCAGCCUGGUCAACAUCCUCAAGGCUACUGUCGAGGCUGGUGAUGAGGAGAGCUACGGUACCGUCUUUGACGUCUUCCACUCCUUCAUUGCCUACGACUCUGCCCUUCUCUCCAUUCACCUGCGCGACCUGCUCAUGUUCAUGAUUGAGCUGGCUGGCAACACCCAGGCCGAGGAUGAUCCUCGUUCUCAGGCUCUUGGCUUCCUCAUCCAGGUUGUCUCUUACCGUCGCAUGAAAAUUCAGGCCAUGAAGGAUGUUGGCGCUGAGCUCAUGGUCAAGGCCAUGCACAUUGUCAUUGACCUGGACUCUGAAGAUGAGGAGGACAUGUCGCCCGCUAGAGUCGCCAUCAGCCUGAUUGACCAGCUGGCCAACGAGCUCCCCCCUCGCCAGGUUAUCGUGCCUCUCCUUGAGCAGUUCCCUCUCUUCGCCACCAACCAAGACCCGCGCUUCCGCAUGGCUGCCAUGUUGGCCCUGGGCAACGCUGCAGAGGGUGCUCCUGACUUCAUCUCUACCCAGCUUCAGCCUCUCCUCCCCACCAUCAUCAACCUGCUGCUCGACCCCGAGCUCAAGGUCAGACACGCUGCCCUGGUUGGCCUCAUCCACCUUGCCGAGGAGAUGGCCGAUGAGAUGGUUUCUCACCACCAGCAAAUCAUUGAGGCUGUUCUGAAGAACCUGGAGUCUGCCUCUCAGGGUCCUUCCGACAAGACCAACAUCAGCAUCAUCCGAUGCGCCUGUGGUGCCCUCGAUACCUUUGGCGAUGGCAUUGACACCAAGAUCAUGGCUCAGUACGGCCCUACCUUGAUUGGCCCCAUGGUCAAGCUGCUUGACCACGAGGAUUUCGGCGUCAAGGCUGCCGCCGCUUCUGCCCUCGGUGCCAUUGCCGCUUCCAUGGAGAAGGACUUCCAGCCCUACUUCGAGAACGUGAUGAAGUCUCUUGGCAACUUUGUCAUGAUCAAGGACAGCGAGGAUGCCAUGAACCUCCGAAGCUCCACCUGCGACAGCUUGGGUCGUAUUGCCCUGGCUGUCGGCCCUGAGGCUUUCCAGCCCUACGUCAUGGACCUUAUGAAGGCCAGCGAGGAGGCUCUCAGCUUGGACAACCCCAGACUCAAGGAGACCAGCUUCAUCCUGUGGUCUAACCUGUCCAAGGUCUACCACGAGCAGUUUGAGCACUUCCUUGACGGUGUCUUCAAGGGUAUUUUCGCCUCUCUGGAGCUCGAGGACGAGGAGCUGGAUAUUCCUGGCCUUGACGCCAGCCAGCUCGAGGAUGGUCACCUCAUCGUCGGAGGAAAGCGUAUCAAGGUCAAGGCUCACAGCGAGGAGGAGCUUGCCAUUGCCAGCGGCGGCGAGGACGAGUGGGAUGACAUUGAGGAUCUCGCCGACCUUGCUGGUGGCACCACCGCCGUUGCCAUGGAGCAGGAGAUUGCCCUUGACGUUCUCGGAGACGUCAUCUCCAACUCUUGCAACAUGAACAACCUUGAGACCUACGUCGAGAAGACUAUCGAGAAGGUCGUUCCCUUCACCGACCACGACUACGAGGGCUGCCGCAAGACUGCCAUCUCUACUCUCUGGCGAACCUAUGCCCGUGUCUUCCAGGUCUGGGAAGAGGGCUCUGGCUCUAAGUGGCAGCCUGGCAUUCCCCCCAAGCCUACUCCCCCUGCCUCCAUUGUCAAGAUUGGCCAGACUCUCCACGAGUCUAGCAUGACCAUCUGGGCCAAUGACAGCGAUCGGUCUGUCGUUACCGACAUCAACCGCAAUGUUGCCGCCACCCUCAAGGCCUGCGGUCCUGCGGUCCUUGCCUCCAAGGAUGGUAUGCUGCAGGAGGUUGUCUCUGUCAUCACUCUUCUCAUCACUCGCUCUCACCCUUGCCAGCUGGAUCUUGGCGACGAGGACGAGGAGCAGGAGGUUGAGGAUGCUGGAUCCUCCGAGUACGACUGGUUGGCCAUUGACACCGCUCUGGAUGUCAUUGUUGGCCUUGCCGCUGCUCUGGGCCCUGAUUUCGGCGAGCUGUGGCAAAUCUUUGAGAAGGCCAUCUUCAAGAUGGCUAGCUCAACCGAGGAUCUGCAGCGCUCCACCGCCAUCGGCACCAUUGCUGAGAUCAUCAAGUACACUGGCCAGGCCAUUACCCCCUACACUGAGUCUGUUGGACAGGCCCUCAUGCGCCGUCUCUCAGAUCCUGAUGCCCUGACCAAGUCCAACGCCGCCUAUGCUGUCGGUCUGUUGGUCCAGUACUCAACCGAUACCGCCAAGACCAUCCCCAUUUACCCUCAGCUUUGGGAGAAGCUCGAGCCCAUGCUGUCCAUCCAGGAGAUGCGCAUUACGGACAACGUUGCCGGAGCUCUCUCUCGUAUGAUGAUCAAGCAUGCCGAUGCCGGAUUCGUUGCCCAGGCUCUCCCUGCCAUUGUCAACAUCCUGCCUCUCCAGGAGGAGUUUGAGGAGAAUGAGCCCAUCUACCAGGCCAUCCACACUCUCUAUGACCAGUCCAACGAGACUGUCCAGCAGCUGACUCCUCAGCUGAUUGGCAUCUUCGAGAAGGUCCUCUCCCCCCCUGAGGAGCAGCUCGAGCCUGAGACUCGCCAGAUCCUCUGCCGAACUGUGCAGGCUCUCUAUGGAGCUAAGCCGGAUCUGUUUGCCAACAACCCCAACCUGCUGCAGCUGGCCAGUGCCUCUCAGUAA
Molecule: messenger RNA, 3333 nt
Organism: Trichoderma virens Gv29-8
Lineage: Eukaryota; Fungi; Ascomycota; Sordariomycetes; Hypocreales; Hypocreaceae
Exons: 3
Coding region: 1-3333 (1110 amino acids)
Biological process (GO): protein import into nucleus
Cellular component (GO): cytoplasm; nucleus
Molecular function (GO): small GTPase binding; nuclear import signal receptor activity
Source: RefSeq, a predicted model, not a curated record